AGAUUUGGCUUAUUUAGCUGCCUGGAGUAAUCUACCUGACGAACACAAACGUAACCUUGAAGCGCUGGCCAGAGCUGGUACUUGGUACAAGAACCCACCCGAACAAGACGAUGACUCUAACUACAAGCGCAGCAUAGCCUACUUGGCAAAAAACGGCCAACCGCCCUUAAUGCCACUGCCCUUAGAAAACCAGAAGCGUGGUAUAGAAGCUUUAGCCAGAAAUGGCGACUUACUUCAUCGUCAGACCCCUCAAGAUUUACGAACUAUACUGGAAGCACUCUACGGCAAGAGGAAACGUAGCCUAUCUGACCCAGGAUCUAUCCAAAUACAAAAUACGAUAAACGAUCCAUCAGUAGCCUGGCUAAAACAGGUGAUCUACCCUACGCUUAUGGCAAGCGAAGUAUACAAAGUCUGGCAAGGGAUGGAGUAUUAG
This is a messenger RNA of Sitophilus oryzae (rice weevil), 433 nucleotides long. RefSeq lists its product as uncharacterized. The annotation marks the transcript as partial. The record is from RefSeq and is a predicted model, not a curated record. The transcript is spliced from 2 exons. Lineage: Eukaryota; Metazoa; Arthropoda; Insecta; Coleoptera; Curculionidae.